AGUCGAUCAGCCCCCCCAGCCAGUGGCCAGUGGUCAGUGGUCAGAGCUCAGUCAGUGAGACAUGUCGCAGAUGCUGCAGCUGGACGCCUUGGUCAUGGCCAUGGCGUGCCUUACCACAACGCAAACGGAUCUGGGCGGUGGACUGGGCAUGGUGCCGCCCACUCUGGAUAAUUCGACCAGCUGUCCCAUCUCUGCCUUGAGUGGCCUCACCACACGCAUCCAGGCUUUGACCAAUGACAUUGCGAGUGUCAAGGAGCAGAUUGGCGGCCUGCAGGAGCAGCUGGUGGAUCUGCGCAGGAGUGGCGGACCCGCUGGCUAUCCAGGAUUGGGCUUGGGCUCACCGAACGCCAUCGGGUCGCGACUACCCGACUCCCAUCUCUCUAGCCUGGAUGUGGAGCCCCAGCUGCUGGCGGCCCAAGGCCCCGUCGCGGGGGGUCCCACAACGCCGAGCAACUGCAUCAAGCAGCAGCACGGAGUGGUGCGGAUACGCGUCCGUGCCAAUGUGGAGCCAUUCUUCGUGUUCUGCGACCAGAAGGUGCGCGGCGGCGGCUGGAUCAUGGUGGUCAACCGAUACGAUGGCAGCGAGGACUUUAAUCGCAAGUGGGCCGACUACAAGAUCGGCUUCGGGCCGCUCACCACCGAGUUCUUCAUUGGGCUGGACAAGCUGCACCAGAUAACCAGCAGCGACAACUACGAGCUGCUGGUGCAGCUGCAGAACCGCAAGCAGGAGCUGCGCUAUGCCCUCUACGACCACUUUGGCAUCGGCAGCGAGUCGGAGCAGUACCAUCUGAAUGUGCUCGGAAAGUAUCAGGGCGAUGCCGCCGAUGCACUGAGCCAGCACACGGGCAAGAAGUUCAGCACCCAGGACAGGGACAACGACGAGAGUGAGGCCAAUUGUGCGGCAUCCCAGUCGGCGGCCUUCUGGUACGGCAGCUCCUGCAACCUGAGCAAUCCGUUUGGCUUGUAUCAGCGCCUGCUGGAACGCGAUGUGGACGGGUACAAGGGCAUUCUGUGGCGCGGCUUUCUCGAUGGCCCCAAGGGCUCCCUGAAGAUAGUACGCAUGAUGGUGCGCCCUCGCAGCGGUUCCUCCUAGAGGGGCAUACAAUAUACCAACGUAAUAAAUACGGAUUAUAUAUUUUCACAAUUUUAACGCAUAACAAAGAGCCCAACAGGAUACAAAUACAGAUAAGAUACGUAAAAAAAAACAAAACUGAUUAUUGAAACAUAAAAUAUAUUAAAGAAAUUCGA
Messenger RNA from Drosophila obscura, 1248 nucleotides. Its product is annotated as angiopoietin-4. The transcript has 4 exons. NCBI's taxonomy places the organism in Eukaryota, Metazoa, Arthropoda, Insecta, Diptera, Drosophilidae. The record is from RefSeq and is a predicted model, not a curated record. Bases 62 to 1093 code for a protein of 343 amino acids.